AUGGCUACCUUAAUAAGCUACAUCGCAGCAAUUUUACCCCGACUUCUCUUUGUGGCUCACAGUAUUGUUGCCUUGUGGCUUCUUGUAUCUUUCAAUCCAGGACAGACGAUUUUUUGGGGUUUCUGUGUCGGCCUGGUAUGCCUGUUUGUGGAGUCCAUUUACACCAUUAUUGUACGCAAAGGAGUGGAGUACAAGUACUUUUGGCCUAGUUGUUUUUUCUACCUAUGUACCCUUCUGCCCAUUACUUGGUCUGCUGAGUUAACUCUACUGGAAGGAAGAGUAAAUAACGUAACUGACGAGAAAAUGAUGAUUGUGUCCAUGGCGCAAACGUUCUACUUUGGUCAAGAGGAGCUGAAGAAGUUUUGUGAGAUUGGGCUGAUGUUAAUCAUCAUCUUGGGUCGGUGGAUACUUCCUCGUGGUGUAAUUACACGUGACCAACUCUCGAUCCUUCUUCUUGAAUACGUGGCCAUUGCAGCUGAUAUUUUAGAGUUGUUUGAGGCUUUUGAAGAUGAUCAGGUAGCCCGUAAUAAGGAUAUAACAUUGGCUACCCUGGCUGUGUUUUCAUGGAGUCUUUUUCAAUUCACUUUGGUUACUACAUCAAUGGGGAAGAAAACUGAUGACCAAGAAGACAAUUUAGAUCACAAUGGAAACGAUUUACGGGUUGAAGAUGGUUUGAGCAGAAAAUAUCUCCGGAAAGCUGCUCAUGCUAAGAAACGCGAAAGCCGAAGAAAACGACGAGAGACGUAUCAACUGUACAAUGAAGACGAUGAAAUGAGAAAACUUGAACUCCAAGGAGACCGAUAUGGUAUCAUAGCAGCCAUGUUUAUACAAGAUGGCCCAUUCUUAAUCCUUCGACUUUAUCUGGUCUUCAAAUACGACUUCCUAAAUGACUCCAAAUUUUCUUUUUACAUCGGCAAGAAUUUCAUUUCCCUACUCCUGAUGAUAUAUCGUCUUUACGUAAUUCACUUUCAUGCCAAAGAGGAGGAAUUCACCUUACCAAGGAAAAAAUCAUUUCGAAGCCUUUCCUUCAUGCUGAUUGGAGUUCAGAGGUUCAGGUCAAGAAAAUCAACGCGAGGAAACAAAGCCGAUCCAAGAAGUAAAAGACUACGACAAUUGCAAUGGAUCCACAGAGUCUACAGUGUCAACAAUAAUUGCUAG
Stylophora pistillata is the source of this 1158-nucleotide messenger RNA. RefSeq lists its product as uncharacterized. NCBI's taxonomy places the organism in Eukaryota, Metazoa, Cnidaria, Anthozoa, Scleractinia, Pocilloporidae. The record is from RefSeq and is a predicted model, not a curated record.